AUGCUGUUUUUCAGGAUAUCGAAAUUCAUUGCGCUAGCCCAUUUAAUAACGGCAAGAGUAAGUGGGCUGGGCCAUUUAUGUAAUAAAAACGAUGGACAAAGGCACGAAACGGGAAACUCUACACGUGUUGUGCCAUCAUCGCAUGCUCUCUCUCUCUCUCUCUCUCUCUCUCUCUCUCUCUCUUCUCCGUUAUUGUACUUUUUUCCCCGUUUCAAUUCACCCUCCUCCACAGUUAAUUCCCGUUUUACCCCUUCGUUCCUACUAUUCAAGCUUAUCUACUCUACUCAAAGGGGAUCUGUCGUUAGUUGGAAACAAGUUAAGUUAGGUAGCAAACUGAGCCUUAAAGCUGAGGCACGUUGCGGAGUUUGCGGUGAAACCAAGACCAUAGCAAGAAUAUCAGAAACCCAAUCUAUAAGUGUGGAUUUUCCACUUUCUAGAGGCAUUGCACAGCUGCUUCCAAAACUCUUAAAUCACUGGGCUCUUUUUGUGAACGAAGGAAACUACAUGAAAGCUAUAUCGAUUUUUGAUAAGGUGCUGAAAGAAGAACCGACUUAUCCUGAGGCACUUAUAGGAAGAGGGACGGCUUAUGCAUCCCAACGAGAGCUUGAAAAUGCUAUAGCUGAUUUUACUAAGCUUGUGAGGCCUGGAAGAGGAGAGGACAGGCUCGUGCUGCUCUUGGGGAAUUUGCUGUGGUUCCAAGUCUUCUCCGCUUCUCUUCUUUCUUUAAUUAGAGCUAAAAGUAUGAACAAUAAAUAUAUUUUAUGGGACUCUGUUCGCCCCUGCACAUUUAUUAAUUGAUGAUAAGUAUCCAGUAAUUGGAUAAGCCUCUUA
Brassica napus (rape) is the source of this 831-nucleotide messenger RNA. RefSeq lists its product as uncharacterized. NCBI's taxonomy places the organism in Eukaryota, Viridiplantae, Streptophyta, Magnoliopsida, Brassicales, Brassicaceae. The record is from RefSeq and is a predicted model, not a curated record. The transcript has 6 exons. Bases 1 to 798 code for a protein of 265 amino acids. Gene Ontology annotation, biological process: negative regulation of DNA-templated transcription. Gene Ontology annotation, molecular function: protein binding.